Zasmidium cellare ATCC 36951 is the source of this 546-nucleotide messenger RNA. RefSeq lists its product as uncharacterized. The transcript is spliced from 2 exons. The record is from RefSeq and is a predicted model, not a curated record. Lineage: Eukaryota; Fungi; Ascomycota; Dothideomycetes; Mycosphaerellales; Mycosphaerellaceae. Bases 1 to 546 code for a protein of 181 amino acids.
AUGACUGGCAGGCACGGCGGUGAGGAAGGAGCGUCCGGGCGAGAAGGAAAGCGCGGCCGACAGAACGUGGAAGCCCCAAUGGCAGACACGGCGGGUCGUAGGUGGAUGGAGGGAGGUUAUGAGGAGGAUAGGAGUGAUGGCUCCAUUGCACCAUUUUGCCGCCGACGUCGUUUGCCUGCGCAUGACCUAAUAGCCGCGACGAGAGGUGAUGCUCUUUGUUGCGGACAGAACACGUAUCCAGACGUAUCGCAAUGCACUGUGCACAGUGGUACCGGAGCUGCAAGCUGCCUUGUUGUCGAAGUCUCCCUCUCCCUCUCCCACCACCUGGCGCUUUCCAGAACCCCCUCCACGCUGCCUGCGAGACGCCCGUUUCAGUCCACCGCGGUCAUUGAUGAAACUGAGACCCCUCCACCAGCGCCUCCCCGAUCAGACCAAUGGGCCAAUCCACUGCAAAGUCGGCCACGCGGGCAACCUUGGGAAAUUGCGAGAUGGUGGGGUCCAAACGAGACACGCGCUCGUCAUCCCCAAGCCCAAGCCCUCCGAUAG